Molecule: messenger RNA, 1416 nt
Organism: Dictyostelium purpureum
Lineage: Eukaryota; Evosea; Eumycetozoa; Dictyosteliales; Dictyosteliaceae
Exons: 1
Coding region: 1-1416 (471 amino acids)
Biological process (GO): tRNA threonylcarbamoyladenosine modification
Cellular component (GO): mitochondrion
Source: RefSeq, a predicted model, not a curated record
AUGCUUAGAAAUUUAUUAACUAGAUUUAAUAUAUUCAAAUUUAACCAUAUAAAAGUAUUAGGUAUAGAAACAAGUUGUGACGACACAAGUGUUGCUAUCAUAGAUAGCAGUGGUCAUAUAUAUUCAGAAUCAACAAAAGAUCAAUGGAAAUUACACAAAGAGCAUAGAGGAAUAGUGCCAAUCAUAGCAUCAGAGGCACACGAAAAAAACAUUGACUUUGUAGUGGAGGAUGCAUUAAAAAAAUCAAAUUUAGCAAUCGAGGAUAUCAAUUAUAUUGCAGUAACGACAGGUCCAGGUUUAUCAAGGCCAUUAAAAGUCGGUGCUGAAAAAGCGGUAUCGAUAUCAAAGAAAUAUAAUAUUCCAAUUUUUUCAGUAAAUCAUUUAGAGGGUCAUUCACUGGUUGUCAGAAUGGAAAAUAAAUCAAAACCAGAGUUCCCAUUUCUUAUUCUUUUGGUUAGCGGUGGUCAUUCACAAAUUUUAAUAUGUAAAGGUGUUGGUGAAUAUCAAUUAAUAGGAAAUACAUUGGAUGAAUCAGUUGGCGAAGCAUUGGAUAAGGCUGCUCGUUCUUUAGGUUGCGAAUUUGGCGAGGUUAAUAACGGGGAAAAUAUAAUAACAAAUAUUCAUGGUGGUCAAGCAAUCGAAAUUUUAGCGAAAAAAGGUGAUCCUAACAACUACCCUUUAACAUUGCCCUUACUAGCCUCAAAAAACUGCGAUUUUUCAUUUUCAGGUUUGAGAUCAUCAUUCGACAGGACAAUCAACAAAGUAAAAUCAUCAUAUAAUAAGAAAGACGAUGACAAAUUAACAAAGAUUGAAAAAAUUCGUCAAAACAACCAAUUGGAUAACAGCGAAUUGUAUAAAGAUAUAAAAUUAACAUUAAAAGACCAAUUCGAUUUAGCAGCAUCAUUUCAAAAUACAGCAUUUAAGCACUUAGAACAUAGAAUUUAUAGGUCAUUAAAAUGGUAUUAUGGAAUACCCGAAAAAAAAGAUAAGAGAAAUAAAAGCAAUAAUGAAGAGAACUCUAUUGAAAUGGAAAAUCCCCAAGGACCACCGUUAAAUGGUAUCGUUGUAAGUGGUGGUGUUUCAAAAAAUGAAGAAUUAAGAAAUCGAUUAACUAAAAUAGCCGAAGAAUUCAAUUUACCAAUUUAUUUCCCAAAACCAUCUUUAUGCACUGAUAAUGGAGUAAUGAUAGCAUGGGCCGGUGUAGAAAUGUAUAAUAAAGGGUGUAAAACAACUAAUCCCGAUCAAAUAUUUACAUUGCCCGUUUGGCCAUUAGAUAAGAAUCCACAGCCAUUGUUUAGAGAUAUCAACCUUGACGAAAAAGAAAUAUCCGUUCGUAAAAGAUGGUAUUUAGAUGCAGUAGAGAAAUACGGUAAUAAAAAAGAUAAUGCAGAUAGUAAUAAUAAUAUUAAUAAAUAA